Messenger RNA from Elgaria multicarinata webbii, 2137 nucleotides. RefSeq names its product salvador family WW domain containing protein 1 (gene SAV1). Gene Ontology annotation, cellular component: cytosol. Lineage: Eukaryota; Metazoa; Chordata; Lepidosauria; Squamata; Anguidae. The transcript is spliced from 5 exons. The record is from RefSeq and is a predicted model, not a curated record. Gene Ontology annotation, molecular function: molecular adaptor activity; protein binding. Bases 9 to 1163 code for a protein of 384 amino acids. Gene Ontology annotation, biological process: apoptotic process; hippo signaling; positive regulation of apoptotic process.
GGAGGGGGAUGCUGUCCCGGAAGAAGACGCGCGCCGAGCUCUCCAAACCCGGCGAGGUGCAGGGCAAGUACGUGAUCAAGGAGACCAGCCCCUUGCUCCGCAAUCUGAUGCCUUCAUUCAUCCGCCAUGGUCCAACCAUUCCAAGACGAACAGAUCUCUGCCUUCCAGACCUGGGUUCUUCUGCCUACUCAGCGGGUGGGGAUGGCGCCGUUUCCAGAAACCAGAGCUUCCUUAGGACUCCAGUGCAGAGGCCUCCUCAUGAGAUAGUGAGGCGCGAAAGCAACCGGCUCUCUGCCCCUUCCUACCUUGCCAGGAGCUUGGCCGAGGUCCCCCGGGAAUAUGGCUUAUCUUCGCAGUCCUUUUUGACAGAGGCCAACUCCGUCCAUGAGAAUGGAGAUACUGGAUCCCGUUGCUAUUACGACCACUUCUAUAAUGGUCAAAGGCGGCCCCAGCUGGGAGAUCCUGUGCAGGAGGAAUAUCGAUACUAUGAACAUAACACGGACCUCAUACAAAGGAUGUCACAGAAUCAGGGAAGGCAUAGUUCAGGCAUUGGAAGAAUAGCUGCUACAUCAUUAGGAAACUUAACAAACCACAGUUCAGAAGAUUUACCUCUCCCUCCUGGCUGGUCAGUGGACUGGACUCUUAGAGGAAGAAAAUACUACAUAGACCACAACACUAACACAACACACUGGAGCCACCCGCUUGAGCGAGAGGGGCUGCCUCCAGGGUGGGAACGUGUGGAGUCCGCCGAGUUCGGAGUGUACUACGUCGACCAUAUCAACAAAAGAGCGCAGUACAAACACCCUUGUGCCCCCAGUGUUCCUCGCUACGAUCAGCCUCCUCCAGUGACCUAUCAACCCCAGCAAACCGAGAGAAGCCAGCCUAUCCUCGUGCCUGCGAAUCCCUACCACACGGCAGAGAUCCCUGACUGGCUGCAGGUCUAUGCCAGGGCUCCGGUGAAAUACGACCACAUCUUGAAGUGGGAACUCUUCCAGUUGGCUGACCUGGAUACGUAUCAGGGGAUGCUGAAGCUCCUCUUCAUGAAGGAACUGGAGCGGAUAGUGAAGCUGUACGAGGCAUACCGGCAAGCGCUUCUCACGGAACUGGAGCAUCGCAAGCAAAGGCAGCAACGGUACGCUCAGCAGCACGGCAAGAACUUCUAGGCUUCCUCUCUUCCACAGCAGACUCUGAGGAGGGCUUCUGGGAUGUUAAGGGACUCUUCACGCUCUUCAGCAUCCUGAACAAAAAGUGCUUUGGUUAAAAAGGCAGCUUCUCUGUUGAUCUUGCACCUUUUGUAAUUAUCUUCUUUGUGUAUCAUGUUUAUUGAAUACAAAAGAUGUUUGUUAUAUUGUAUAAAGAAGUUAGUUUCUUAUUCUGAGAGCCAGCGUAGAGGCAAACGACACAUUAUUGUUAUUUUGUCUGGUGUCUCUUUUCUAGCAACCGGUUGUACCUUGGAGAAACAAAAUUUAUUUUUCAAAUGAUAAAUGUCAUUGUAAGGAACGUCCUGAAGAUCGAGGAGAGAAACUUUAAAAGAUCCUAAUUCCCACUGUACAGCAGACACUCCCGUAGGUCCUUCUUGUGUCCAGGGGGAAAGGAGGCUGUUCUUCGGCUGCAGAUCAGCUGUGGGGUUCAAGCUUUAACAAGUAAAACUGCCACGUUGAUCUUUUUAUUAACAGCAUUGCGAGAUAGUUUUCUGUUGGACCCGUGCACUGAACAAAUGACUGCCUUAAUUUGACUGUUAAGCGUAGUUCCGAUUUGCCACCGGUCUACCCUGGGCUAUUCUGUCAAGAGUGAAUGCUAUGCGCAGGUGGGCAGGAGCCAUUUAUAGACUUGAAGCUCUUCCAAAGAGAUAACAGGUUUGAGCCAAUGCUUAAGAGAGUGGACUGUGACUUCUGGGUUGGGAAGUAGUUGAAGGAAUGCCCUGGCCAUUUGAAUUAAGCCUUGCCAUGACCGUUUUUUUGCAAAAGCGGUCUCGUGGAACAGUCAUCUUCGGAUCCAAGGCUCCAGGGCACCUCUCCCACAUCUUGUUUCACAUGUCAUCCUGCAGUGUUGUUCAUGGGUCCUCCUCAGGAAAAAUGUCUCUAUCAUCUAUGUCCUGUAAAUCUCAACAGUCAAAUAAAAAUUGUUUUUGUUUAAA